UCCCGGGUCUCGCCUUUUUCUCCUUCCGCACUGUCCGGGUUUCCGCUUCCCUCCCGGGCGCGGGGUGAGGGAGCGGGGCCGCGCCUAGUUCCCGGCCGCUGCCGCCAUGUGGCCCCCAGACCACGAACCCGACCCGGACCCUGACCCGGCCCCGGCGCGCGCCGGACGCUCUCCGCAGGGCGCGGCGAUGCCCGGGCUCCGCGCCCUCCUGCCGGCGCGCGCCUACCUCUGCUCGCUCAAAGGCCGCCUCCUACUGGCAGAGUCGGGUCUGUCGUUCAUCACCUUUGUCUGCUAUGUGGCGUCCUCUGCAUCCGCCUUCCUCGCUGCACCCCUGCUGGAGUUCCUGCUGGCCCUCUACUUCCUCUUUGCUGAUGCCAUGCAGCUGAAUGACAAGUGGCAGGGCUUGUGCUGGCCCAUGAUGGACUUCCUGCGCUGCAUCACGGCAGCCCUCAUCUACUUCGCCAUCUCCAUCACCGCUGUCGCCAAGUACUCGGAUGGGGCUUCCAAAGCAGCUGGGGUGUUUGGUUUCUUUGCCACCAUCGUGUUUGCAAUUGACUUCUAUCUGAUCUUUAAUGACGUGGCCAAAUUUCUCAAACAAGGGGACUCCGCGGACGAGAACGCAGCUGACAAGGCAGAAGAAGAGAAUUCUGACUCUGACUCCGACUGAAGGCCUGCCCUGCCCUGGCAACCUGGGCCUCACGGGCCUUGACUGCUGCCCCUUCUGACCAGGACAGCCAGGACGUGGUCAGGGGACCGUGCGUGUUGGGAGAGAGGCUGUGACUUCAGCAGCAGUGGGAGUUGCUGACGGAGCUGGCCUCCUCACAACCCCAAGGUGACGUUCCCUAGCCCAGCUUACAGACUGGCACCCCUUGGCUUAGCCCCGUCCAACUGCUCCACACACAGGGGCUUCGUGAAUAUUCCUCUUCUCAUUCCUGCCCUGCAGAACUUAAGCCUUGUAACCUCCCUGCCAAAAAUAAGCACAAGGGAUAGAGCUGAUGGAGCCUUGUUACAGGAAGCAUUUCAUGCUGCAAGGCUGGCGGGGGGGUGGGGGUGGGGGUAGAUGUAGGACAGAAGCCACCACAAGACCAACCUGCUGGGCCCCCGGGGGUUUGGUCUGCAUCUGGUGUCCCAGUCACGAAAGGCACUUUGUGGAGAAUGAUCCUUCUAAGAUUCUUUUGUUCAAGGAGUACCAGCUGCUUCUUUUUUUUAAUGUUUAUUUUUGAGACAGAGACAGAGCAUGAGCAGGGGAGGGGCAGAGAGGAGGCAG
Molecule: messenger RNA, 1267 nt
Organism: Hyaena hyaena (striped hyena)
Lineage: Eukaryota; Metazoa; Chordata; Mammalia; Carnivora; Hyaenidae
Gene: CMTM3
Product: CKLF like MARVEL transmembrane domain containing 3
Exons: 5
Coding region: 107-667 (186 amino acids)
Cellular component (GO): membrane
Source: RefSeq, a predicted model, not a curated record